Messenger RNA from Phytomonas sp. Hart1, 5190 nucleotides. The record is from the annotation of a GenBank genome assembly. NCBI's taxonomy places the organism in Eukaryota, Euglenozoa, Kinetoplastea, Trypanosomatida, Trypanosomatidae.
AUGUUUACAUUAAGCUCAUCUAUUAGGUAUAAUAAGAACAGAUGUACUGAUCAGCAUCACUCCACAAAUAAUAUAAGGGAAGACUCAUCUCAGAUUGCUUCGCUUCCAUCCAAGGGUUGUACUGGUCUUAAUCGGGAUACACCAUCAACAUUGAUUGAAUCUCGGUCACCCUGUUCAUCCCUUCAGCGAACAGAGAUCACUCUUGACGUAAAUUCCGAUCACCUUUUACCAGACCACUUGAAUAGUGUAGCGUUAUGCACAAAUAAACCUCUUGAAGCUUUUCAAAGGAGUGAAAUGGAUUACGACAACUCUUUACAGAACUCUAUUACACAUGUGUUGAAUAGCUUGGUUCAAAAGAAUAUUCAGCGGAUGGGGAACUCGGGAAGCUUUCAGAAUACAGUAGUGUUGCCCACGGCAGUGAGUCCCUCAUCGGACGCAUACACUGCUUUUGAACGGGAGCUUCUAGAGGAAAUUAAUCGUUUACGCCGUGAUCCGGCCUCUUAUGCAGCACUAGUUGAAAAUGAGGCUACAUUGGGUUACCCUUUCAUCUAUAUAGACGACGAGUAUUACGCUACUGAUGGAGCGGCGAGCAAAGCACAUGAGUAUCAUCCCCAUUCUUUAUUGGAAGCGGUGGCCCGUGUGACCAAGAUUACAUGCCCUUCCGGGCGUGAGGAUAUUUCUUUGUUUUUGAUGCCCCGAAACAGUCCAGACCCACAAGCAAAUCACCAAUCCAAUGAAAACAUUGUUGCCCAGUCAAGAAAUCAGAAAAUAAGGUCGAGCUUACUGGUACAACAGGGCCCACCUUCCGUGAGCGGUGCAUCUUGCUUUGGAUCUGAGCCUCUCUCCGUUCGUUCAUCAAGUAAAGGUCGGGGUCGUUCAGGGCGGAGUUCCGCCAUGGCACAACACCGUUUUAAUAAAUCGAAUACAUCGACGACCAACCAAGGUUCUCAUGUAAAUAAUGCAUAUUCUGGUGCUGCUAGUUCUACAGGAAGCCCUCAACAAUUGGGUUUGCAGUCAACCAGUGAGGUGACUAUAAUUCCUUCCACCUUAAAAAAACAAGGUCUUACUGAGAUGACAUUAGAACAGCUUGGAACACACCUUCGCCGACAUCAGUUGCAUCGUAUUGCACUGGAGAAGGCAGCGGAAGAUAUUUUAAUACGGUGGCAUUUGGCCCAACUCACAUUACUGGACAUCACGAAUGUAGAUGACGAUAGGGUUAAUAAGAAGGUUGGUAAAGGUCAGCAUGCCACUAGCAAGGAAGGCAUGGCAGCGUGUACGCCGUCAUUGCGCACAAUGGCUUUACCGCAAACAGGACCCUAUCGCAAAACUCAUGAGCGUACCACGAAUGUGGAAGGGGCUCAUCAGCAGCGCCUUGAGGCGGCUGAGAAGCUAAGGUCCAUUUUUGCGGCACACCUUCGCACAAUUCUGGAAAAGCUUUGUGUGGAGAAUCUGAUUUGUAAACGGUCGAUGGAUGGCGCCAACCUUAUUUUGGAGUGUGUGCAAGCACUUAGAAAAGUUUCUCCAGUCCAACCGUUGCUUCCUAGGAGGGGUCUUCAUCUAGCAGCACGUAAUGUCAGCCUUUUUCAUCACGCUAUCGGUGACUGUGUGUCCAAAGCGCCAACAUCCAGCUCACCAAACAUGUUAUUGACUUCCUCCUCAGAAAAUCUACGAAAUGGGAGGGAGGUACAGUUUCUACCCUUUCUAUCAAAUCUACAAGACAAUUCUCCAAUCGCAAUUCAAGAGGACGGUAGUGCAAAUCCCAUUCACAUCCUUAAGGAAUGGGUGAAGAGUCUGAAAAAUCAGGCCACAAACUUUUUUAAUGCCAACACGCAUCUUUUCGUUCACCAGCUUUCUAUAGAAGCGAUAUCCAAAGGCAUCAAUUGCAUCGCUCGCAUGACCCAUGAGACAUGUGGUAAGUACGGCCAGGUUGCCAAUCAGCUACGAGGGGUCCAACUCUAUGGAUCGGGUAAGCCCAGAGAGGUGAUAAUUCGUGCAAUUAUGGGCGUAUUUAUCCCGCAGUUUGUUCUUCAUGGAAAUCACUUUCCUGAAACUGUGAAACGAAAUGAGAUGGAGGCUAUCAGUCGUUUUCUUACUGAUCGUGAGAUUUUACGUCUUUUCAAAUUUAGUGUCUUUAGCAGUACCUUUCAACAGAGUGAAAUCGACGGUGGAACAGCUCUGGGGACAGAUCCCAUCUUGGAUAGGACCAAUGGUACAACAGAGUGCACAGGAAUUAUGCUAUGCGGUAUGUAUCAUCCCACGACAGUAGGUGCCCUUGUUCAGCGUUUUCUUGAACAAGAUUCGGGUUCGACAUCUCAAGGUAAAAGAGUGGUUGCUGCUACACAUCGCCUUGGUCCGCUUCUGUGGCGUGAUGCACGUGUGGUGGGGAUUGGUUGGCAGCGCGCUUGCCGCCCACUGACGUACGAUAAGUCCGACAAACGUAGUUUAAAUAUAGGGGAUCUUGACGAAAAGGAUCGGACCCCGAAUGGUAACUACGUCUGUACGACCAUAGUUCUUGCUACUGAGUAUGAGGAGCUGGAGUUGAUUGCAAUGAAUAAACAUGCGUCCUUAGAUGAAGUGAAUCGAAUUGUGCAGCAGUGCCAGGAGGUAAAAAUUGUGAAGCCCGAAAAUAUUCCUCUCCCCAUCCUGACAGGUAAUUCAGCGCCAAUUGAAGGGUUUAGGGCCAUCAAGGAUUCCAGCCAGCUCAUCAGAAGCACUACUUUCGCCGAACUACCGGUGAUGGUGGAUCUGCAUUCGAACCUUGGCGUCCAAGUCGUGUAUCCACAGUGUCACCCCCUUGUCUUUGAAGCCGAUUUCAACACUUCCCGACACUCAGGAGUGGCUGUUGUGGUUCUACGCGCGGAUAGGAGGAGUGUGAAUGUACGGGCCUGUCUGUCUACUUCUUCCACCUUCAAUUCUUCCUCGGGUUUAUUCUCUCAACUAGAGAUGCAGGCCUCGCCCGAAAUUUUAGUACAACGCAGUGUGGCAGACCGUGAUGUGGUUUUAAUCAUGAUUGACACCAUGUCUGUUACCAGUGAGCUUCUGCAAGCGAUACAAGUACCGGAUUCUGAUUCCUAUACUGCCGUUUCACCCCCUCAAGAGGACAAGGUUUGUUUUCUACGCAUCUUCGAGAAGUCGAUCAAAGUGGGCGAUGCGUCCCAUGAUAAGGCUAAAGACGCAGUGAUGGGGUACACAUGUAUCGGCUUUAUUCGAUUAGUGUUUCAGACGAGGGCCACGGUGCUUGACUGCGAUAAAAUGAUGCAUUCUAACAAACAGAAGUUGUUGGUUUCCCCAGACACAAGAUUGCAGCACACGACGUGUGCUGAGGCUCGAGGAAGUGCUGCUCAAGCGGCAUUCGGCAUGCGUUUAACAGAAGUCAGGACUACCGGCGCUAGGAAAGUCUCGAGUCCGCACAGCGAACAAACACUCCUGGGAAGCAAAGCUUCUGUGGCUUGUGGUGCUUUUUUUUUGCCCCAACUCUAUGAAGUCUUCUUGGAUCACCUUGAUUUUAGUGCUAGGGCUUCUCCGUUAGAAUGUUCUAAUGACGGUCUCCUCACAUUUAGUAGUUGUAGAGAUGCGUCACAGGUUGCAGUCGCUGGAACGAGUGGUGGGUGGCCCGACAUUUCAGCUGAGUUCACUGACCGCGGUGGGUGCAUUCUUUCACCUCUCGUUUCUGUUCUUCCUUUUGAUUCCAGUAACACCCCAGUGCGAUUUGCGAUAUAUUUGCCUGGUGAUUAUCAAAUCAGCGGAAUAGCAUCACAGCAGAAAGAAGCACUGCUGGCACUCCUCUACUCCCUUGAAGAGAUUGAGGCCGCUGAGGCGUUGAAGGAGAGUACUGAUAUCGCGUUGAUGCAGGAGGAGGCACAAAACCAAGGAGAUACGUUAUGUGGGUCUGAUGCAGAGUCUAAAGAAAAACUUGCAAAUUUAUCUGGGGAGGGAAGUUUACGUGGAGAAGACAAUGUACAUCUGACAGCCGGGACUGAAAAUCAGGUGGAUGAACCUGUUUCAACGAAUGCAUGUGUGAAUGCGGACGGCGACGGAGCCUGUGCCCACAGUUCUUCCUUUGCCACUGAAACAGCCCACCAAAAAGAAGGUCUUUCUCGUCCCAAGAAGAUUGCUGGGAAAAGUAAUGUUGACGAAAGCGGCAGCAGUCCAGGUGGCAACAAGCGCUCCAGAAAAUCAAAGUCACCAGAUAAAAAGCUAAGGGGAUCUCAGAAUCUGAAGGGCGAGCAGAAGCUUUCGAAGACGCAUCUUGGCAGCAAUGGUAACUUAAGUGGACUCAAACAGGGCUCACCCCGGGAAACCAUUAGUCCUUCUGUCACGAAGUUCCAAGACUCGUCACUUAGCUUCUUUGAAGAUGGAAAUCUCGAUCUCAUUCGCUUGUUUGAUUCUCCUCAGUUUAGCCUUUCGAGUGUGUGUCCUAAGGACAAAGGCGUACCUUUGGCUUUAUCCCACGACGUUCUGAUGUCAAUUAGCAUUGCCCGAUUGCGUAAUCUGGUGGAUGAGCAGAUUCGUUUAUCAAGCAAGCGACGUGAGCUAUUGAUUCGAGUUGAGUACAUCCUUUGCGACGAGCUUCAGCGUUUGGAGGCGGAAAUACCCAAACGAAAAGGACGUGACCUGAUUAAAUUGAAGCGCGAUGAAGAAGAUAUCAAUAAUCAGUUAGACCAGAUGCGUGAAAUUGUUCAAAAGCAUGAAGCAGAGGCACAAUACUCCAAGGAAAUUCUUACACGGCGGACUCGAGACCGAACACUACGACGCACACGUUUGAGACGUGUGAAAGGGCACCUGAGUUCUCUUUUCGGAUUAAAAUAUGCCGUAGGCGAUAAUCCAGGCGGCAAUCCUAAUUCACUUCGGAUAGCCGAUGUAGGUGAGCCCUCUUCAUCGAUCUCAUCGCCUUGCGACGUUGUCGUUUGGUUUGUCCCGAAAGACAGUGUGCCCCACGUCCUACAGGUUGCGUCGCGAGCUUCCCCGGUCACAAUGGCCCCUAUGGAGGUGCCAUGUGCUCGUAACCCCUCAAUAAUCCAAGCCCCUAUUACUUCCAGUCCUAAUAACCUAGUUCAACUGACCCCGGUGGCGCUACCGGGCUACCCUCAGUCCUACCGUUACGAGGCCACGGUACAGGUUCCCCGUUCAUUGCGCGGGUAUGCGGUGCUUCUCGUGAAUGGGUAUGAAUGUGCGUAUUGGAAGGUGUAA